This is a messenger RNA of Chanos chanos (milkfish), 1109 nucleotides long. RefSeq names its product NOP16 nucleolar protein homolog (yeast) (gene nop16). Gene Ontology annotation, cellular component: nucleolus. The record is from RefSeq and is a predicted model, not a curated record. The coding region runs from base 30 to 542 and encodes 170 amino acids. The transcript is spliced from 5 exons. Lineage: Eukaryota; Metazoa; Chordata; Actinopteri; Gonorynchiformes; Chanidae. Gene Ontology annotation, biological process: ribosomal large subunit biogenesis.
CAUUAGCUGGAAGAAAUAUUUGUUUGACCAUGGGUAAGGUAAAGAAAUCUCACAAUCGCAAUAAAUUUGACUACAGUAAAAACAGAAAGAAACUUAAACGGCAGUUAAAGAAAAAGGAAGCCCCAAGAAUUGAAUGUCCUCAGAUCCGAACUGCGUGGGAUGAUAAGAAGUCUGUAAAGCAGAAUUUAAAGGAAAUGGGUCUAUCCGCCGGACUUAAAGGUGUUCUUCCCAUUAAGAAUACAAAGAGUGAAACGUCUGAGACCCAAGAGAUUUUGAAAAAACCGUACGUUAUCAGAGACCUGGAGGCAGAGGCCAGUCUCCCAUCCAAUACAAAGACUACAUGCUCCACAGAUAUGAUAGAAUAUGUCCAGCAUAUGGUACGAGAGCACAAUGAGGAUUACAAGGCUAUGGCCAGAGACGAGAAGAAUUACUAUCAGGACACACCCAAACAGAUCAAGAGGAAAGUGGAACUGUACAAACGCUGUCACCCGGAAGAAUACGCCGCUUUCAUCGCCUCACUGCAGGCUCGCAAAACCACGUAGGACAACCAGAGAGCCGCGAAGACUGAGAGACCGACCCCCCCCCCUCCCCCCACAGUUAACGUCAGACCUUUCAAAUGGACAGAGGACACGUGGCCUGGGUCGUCAUGUGGUUAUUUGCUGUUGAGGCUUUUUGAGCCGGUGAGCGUGCCAUGUUUAGGAUAUAUCAUAAAUGUCGUCGUUGGGGGUUUAUGCUGUAAACCCUUUACCCAGUUUGUCCAAUGCCCCUGUCUCUGAAGUUCCUCGGAGAAAGCUCCAUCCCUUUACCGGAAUGACGUGUUGAGUGGAAUGUGAACACUCAAAAUAAGGACUGAAAUUCUUCUUCUUUUUUUUUUUUUAAUCCCUCCUAAAAAAGCAGGGAACACAGGUCAGAUGUUCUGAGUUUUUUUUUGUUUUUUUUAAUUCAGCGUGCUUGCCCUGUACAUUGUGCUGAAAACAAACAUUAACAAACUCACACAAUUCACAAAUGUCACUUAUGUACUGAACAAUAUAUUUACACCACUGUUCAAACUGAUUUUUUUUUUUUUUUCCUAUCUUAUGCUUUAGUAAAUGUUUCCUUACUAUACCCUA